AUGGAGUCGAAGGAUAUAAAGCAGGAAGAAGAUCCUGUUGCUUUGGGCUUGUUGACUCACCAAGCUCUGAGGAAGCUCAGAGAUCAGCUAAGCAACCAAAUAGACCAGCACCAGAAAACAACAUGCAAACGGACCUCUGUAAAGGAGCAGUGGCUGAAUAGCUUCCUUUACCAUGGUAACCGCCAUUCUUGUCUCCACUGGCCAGGAGCUGCUCUGACUCUGCUCGUGGCCUUCGGAUUCUUGUGUUGCUAUGGCAGUCAGCCAAAGGGCAGUUCUGGUAGUGAGCUGGUGAAUGCUACAGCCCUGGUCAUCAUUUUGGUGUUGAAUCUGAUGUUGGUCAGAAGACAGGAGAUUCUUAAGAAGAGUGAGAUGGUUUGGCGUCUAAAAGGCAUUGUCACACAGCUCAGUGAUUAUCUAUCUGGGUAUGCUGGUGAAGUGAGGUGGACCCCUUGUCUUUACCCUGAUCUGUACACACCCUCGUCACCAUCGUGGUCCCUUCACUGGACAUACCGUGACUCCCAGUUGGUUAAUCUACCUGUCAGUCUGCUUGUGGAAGGAGAUAUAAUUGUUCUCAGACCUGGGCAAGAAGCAUUUGCAUCUCUAAGAGGAAUAAAGGAUGAUGAACACAUUGUUUUGGAACCUGGAGAUUUGUUCCCCCCAUCCUCUCCAUCUCCUACUCCACGAGCAAAGGAGAAAAUAGGACCCCAAAGUCCACAACAACAUCGCCUCUUCAGAGUUGUCAGGACUCCUGUUAUAGACAUAGUGAGGAGUAGUUUAGAAUUCGCUGGAUCCCGGCCAGUUACAGUGCUCGACAAUGAGCGGUUUACAGUACAGUGUAUCAUCACUAAGCUUGUCUGUCCUGUUGUGUUGAUUACAUUCCUGGUUGUAAACUCCAUACGCUACUUUUGUGACGCGCCCAACCUCACCCCUAACUUCUACAAUUUUUUGCAACUUCAGUUGAUGGGUGUUCUGCCAGUUUUACCCCUGCUAUUCCCUGUCAUGUGGGUGUUGGUCAACGCUUUUGGCGAGGCAAGGGUCCUAGCUGAGUUCAGCCACGCAUCCCCAGCAGGACUGCUUGCUAAAUUCUCCGAGGACACUUUAAGCAGCUACACUGAAGUGGUUUCCUCCCAGGAGAUGAUGCUUUGUGUAUGGAGACACCUAGUGGGUGUCCUGAAGGGAGAGUCUCAGACUCUUUGCUACACCUCCAGCCUUUUGCACACUCUUGGGUCUGUCACUGUAUUGUGUUGUGUGGACAAACAGGGCAUUCUGUCAUGGCCCAAUCCAAGCCCAGAGACAGUACUGUUCUUCAGCGGAAGAGUUGAACCACCACACAAUAGCCAGGAGGAUCUAAUGGAUGGCCUAUCAGUCAAUUCCUACUGCAAAAUGGAGAUAGAUGAAGACAGGGAUGAGACACAGGAGGAGGAAGCUCUCCUCUCUCUACCAGAGGAGCCCACUACUCAACAUGGGGAUAUACCUGAGGCCACUCAGACUUUGCAUGAUACAGCUCAUUUAACAGAGACAGUAACGCAUUGGCGGUCCAGCCAAUCUGUAAAUACUCGCAACAAACACAAUUCUGGGGCCAAUGGGAACUUGAGAGUCGAAGACCAAGCUCAGGUGAAUAACCUUGCCCAGGACUUUCUCAUGAAUUACCAGGAAGCUGAGGCAGACGAUUAUGUGUGUGACUAUCACCUGGAAAUGUUGAGUCUGUCACAAGAGCAGCAAAAUCCUGCAAGCAUUCAGUUUGAUGACCUGUCGUGGCAGUGUCACUUGCCUUCGCUGAAGCCGCUCGGUCUCAAUAUAAUGCUGAACCUCUGCAACAAUAAUGUCACUCAGCAGCUGUGCCGCUUCUCUGAUCAUUUGUCUAACUUGGCACUGCAAGACAGCCAUGACAAUGUGCAACCUGUUUACGUUCCAUGGGGGCUCUGCGAGCUCUCCAGGCUCAUCGGGUUCACUCCUGGUGCAAGGGAGAUGUAUAAGCAAGAGAGCCACUUGGCAGUUUACCAGCUGCCGACUGGGGAGAAUGCCAAAGAUGUGCCUGCACGCCGCUUGCAUUACUUUACUAAACGCCAACCUCCAAUCUCUCAUUUGAUCUCCCUUUUUGUACGAGAUGCUUCCUCAGAAAGUGUCCAAAUGCUGUCACAUGGCUCAGCGGACCUCAUCUUGGAGGCCAGCACUGACUUUUGGGAUGGCACUGAUAUUUAUCCACUUUCAGGCUCUGACAGAAAAAAGAUUCUAGACUUCUACCAACGUGCCUGUCUGUCUGGUUACUGCUCAGCUUUUGCGUAUAAACCCAUGCAAGGUUCAAUAUCCAGCCAGUUGAAUGGCAAGUGUGUGGAGUUGGUCUCUGGUCCAUGUCUAUUCUCAGGGCUGGAGCUGUCCUUAACCACCCCUAAGAAGCUUACUUCCAGCAGAAACAGUUGGAGCUCAGACGAAGGUAUAGGUGAAAUAAUGGAAUGUGACGAUGAUGUUCAAGCCCUUAGCGGACAGAUCUUCAUGGGCAUGGUUUCAUCCCAGUUCCAGGCCCGGCUGGAUACAGUCCAACUAAUUGAUGCACUGAUCACAGCAUGCAUUCGAUUUGUUUACUUUUCCAUGGAGGAUGAACUCCGUAGCAAGGUUUUUGCGGAGAAAAUGGGAUUAGAGACAGGUUGGAACUGUCAUAUCUCGCUGACUUCGAAUGGUGAUGGUCCAUGCGAAGGAGCUCCCUCCAGCCCCUGCCAUGGCUCUUUCCAUGAAGACCUUAACCAAGAUUCUCGGGAUGAAGCAGAAGGUCCAUUGCUGCCAGAGGAGGAGGUCCAUUUGGACAUGGCCAGUUUCCAGCCCACAGAUAGUGAUGUGCCCAGCUUCCUGGAAGACUGCAACCGGGCAAAGCUUCCACGUGGCGUUCACCAAGUUCGACCUCAUUUAAAGAACAUAGACAACGUGCCUCUAUUGGUGCCACUCUUCACUGACUGCACGCCUGACACUAUGUGUGAAAUGAUAAAGAUCAUGCAGGAGAACAGGGAAGUCACUUGCUGUUUGGGAAGCGCCGCCAAUUUUCGCAACAGCCGCCUUUUCUUGCAGAGUGACCUCAGUAUAGCUCUAGAUCCUCUGUACCCCUCCCAGUGUUCAUGGGAAACAUUGAGUUAUGCCACCAAGGGUGCGUUCAACAGGAGCACUGAAGGUCUUUCCCCUUUGAGACUCUCAGGGCAACUUAACUGUCUCGGAUGUGCUGUGACUUUUCACCAAGGAGAAAGUGUCAGCAUGACCAAGCUCAUUGAGCAGGCACGACAUACAACAUACGGCAUCCGCAAAUGUUUCCUCUUUCUGCUACAGUGCCAGCUCAGUCUGGUCAUCAUACAGUUUUUAGCCUGUUUAGCUCAGCUCCCUCCGCCCAUGAACACCACAGACAUUCUCUGGCUCUCCUGCUUCAGCUGCCCACUGCUAAGCCUGUCACUUCUGGGAAAGCCUCCAGAUAGCUCAGUAAUGACUGUUGCCACCGGGAAGAACCUUGAUGGCAUUCCAAAGAAGACUCAAAACUACUUCCUUGGCUGUUUUGUUUUGAAGUUUGGCCUGACAAUUUGUGCCUAUUUAUUGGCCUUUGGAUUCACACUUCAAGAGGUCUGUCAAAGCGCGAACUUAACCACAUUUGAUAACGCCACUGGAAAUUGCCUUCAUAUCCUUACAGCCAGCUCCUCAAACCAUGCUCCUCGUUGGUUCAGUGAUCUGUCGAAUGGGUUGUUGCUGACACAAAAGGUCAUGACAGGCUUCCUGGUCUUACAUACAGUGGUCAUCUCACUCUGCUAUGUCCACCGUUCUCAGUCUCUGUGGCGAAAGAGUCCUUUCAGCAAUUCCUGGUGGUGUGUCACUGUACCUGUGGUUCUUGUAAGUCAGAUUGUCCAGGCCACCGUGGAUUACCAGUUGUGGCAUGACCAGGGCACUUCUCUGAACUUUGGUCUCAGUGACAUACCUCUGCUCGGCUGGCUGUUGGUCUCUCUGUCCCUUCUCCUGGUGGUUGUGGUCAAUGAGGUGGUGAAGCUACAUGAGAUAAGAGUGCGAGUUCGCUACCAGAAGAGACAGAAACUACAGUUUGAAACAAAGCUUGGAAUGAACUCUCCAUUCUGA
This is a messenger RNA of Nerophis lumbriciformis (worm pipefish), 4101 nucleotides long. The record is from RefSeq and is a predicted model, not a curated record. Lineage: Eukaryota; Metazoa; Chordata; Actinopteri; Syngnathiformes; Syngnathidae.